AAAAUGCAUUGGGUUCUUAAUACUUUGAUCCCAGUGGCUAUUCUAGUGGUGACAGCAAAUUGUAAUACUGUACGCGAACGAAAUCUCUUUGCCACGGAACUUUUUCAAACGGUGGCUAGUCAAAGUCAAGACAAAAAUGUCAUUAUUUCCCCAGUUGCUGUACAGACUGCUUUGGGUCUGCUCUACUACGGCGCCAAUGGCAACACAGCCAAGGAACUCCAAAAGGGUCUCCAUGCUACGGCUCACGAAAGCAAAGAAGGCUUAGCUCAGGGCUAUCAUACAUUGUUGCACUCGUUUAUAAAAUCGAAAACUGUACUCGAAAUCGCCAAUAAGAUUUACACCAAUGACAAAUUGAAAAUCUCUAACGAAUUUCGUCGUAUAGCUCAGGAGUACUUUGAUUCGGAUGCAGAAGCUUUAGAUUUCUCCAAUGAGACAUAUGCUGUGGAUACCAUCAAUCAUUGGGUGGUGGAAAAAUCAAAUGGUAAAAUAGAUCAUGUUAUUGAUUCUAUUGAUCCCGAUGUAAAUAUCGCCUUGAUGAAUGCCAUAUAUUUUAAGGCAAAAUGGGCUCGUCCCUUUAUGGAUGAGGAAACCUCUGACAGAGAUUUUUGGAUAAGCAACACGGAAUCCAUUAAGGUGCCAACCAUGUUUGCCGAUAACUGGUAUUAUUAUGCCGAUUAUCCUGAGCUGGACGCAAAAGCUCUGGAGUUAUUCUUCGAAAACAUUGAUCUUACCAUGUGGUUUAUUUUGCCCAACAAAAGAGAUGGUCUGCGCGAUUUGGAGGAGAAACUUAAAGGUGUAAACUUCAAAGAUCUGGAAGGUCUUUGGGAAUGGAAAAGUGUUAGUGUAUACUUGCCCAAAUUUGGUUUUGAAUUCGAUACUGAUCUGAAGCCGGUCCUACAAAAGCUUGGCAUCAACACCAUGUUCUCGAAUGCAGCCGACUUCACCAACAUAUUCCAUAAUCGUGCCGGCAACAUGCGCAUCUCCAAGGUCCAGCACAAAGCUUUCAUAGACGUCAACGAAAUCGGCUGUGAGGCGGCGGCUGCAAGUGUGGCUGUUGGCGUUCCAAUGUCAUUGCCUUUGGAUCCGAAGACAUUCGUGGCCAAUCAUCCUUUUGUUUUUAUAAUACGUGACAAGACCGCUGUCUAUUUUGCUGGCCAUAUUGUAAAAUUCUAAGACGACGAAUAA
This is a messenger RNA of Musca vetustissima, 1185 nucleotides long. RefSeq names its product serine protease inhibitor 42Dd-like. The transcript is spliced from 4 exons. The record is from RefSeq and is a predicted model, not a curated record. Gene Ontology annotation, molecular function: serine-type endopeptidase inhibitor activity. Lineage: Eukaryota; Metazoa; Arthropoda; Insecta; Diptera; Muscidae. Bases 4 to 1173 code for a protein of 389 amino acids.